Messenger RNA from Fusarium sp. VM40, 585 nucleotides. The record is from the annotation of a GenBank genome assembly. NCBI's taxonomy places the organism in Eukaryota, Fungi, Ascomycota, Sordariomycetes, Hypocreales, Nectriaceae.
AUGGCAAGCACAGCAAAGGCCGUCGCCUUUUCGCCGGCUCCCUACCACAUCAUCACGCAAGCACCCCGCUAUGGAACUCUCCUGGGAACCACCUUCUUCCAUUCAUUCAUAAAUGGCAUCGUUAUGUUCAAGGCCGUCGACCGGGCCAGCUUCUCCGCCAUCCAGCAGAAGCUCUUCCCUAUCUACUUCGGCCUUCAGACUGUCUUGCCUGGUGUUCUGGCUUUGACAUUUCCCGGAAAUACUCUCAUUGGCUUGUCAAAUGGUCCUGCUGGCUUGGUGUCGGAAUUUGCCCGAUAUCACUCGCUGUUGCCGAUCACUCUCAUGGCUGUGACCGGCGCUCUCAACCUGACCGUCCUGCUGCCUUUGACAAUGGACGUUAUGAAGCAGCGACGUGGUCAAGUCAAGCGAGACGGAAAGGAGUGGUAUGCCGAGGGACCUCACUCAGAUGAGAUGAAGGUUUUGAACAAAAGGUUUGGCAUCCUUCACGGCAUCUCAUCCUUGUUGAACCUGGUCACUUUUGCCGCUGCUGUUGGAUACGGCUUCACUCUUGGCGGUCGCGUGCUGUCUGUUGCGGACCUUGCUUAA